Malaclemys terrapin pileata is the source of this 2922-nucleotide messenger RNA. RefSeq names its product zinc finger protein 850-like. Bases 283 to 2913 code for a protein of 876 amino acids. The record is from RefSeq and is a predicted model, not a curated record. The transcript is spliced from 5 exons. NCBI's taxonomy places the organism in Eukaryota, Metazoa, Chordata, Testudines, Emydidae. Gene Ontology annotation, biological process: regulation of DNA-templated transcription.
GCAGGAAGUGACUCGCAGCCGCUGCGGGGACUCUGGCUCCAGGCUCCUGGCGAGAUCCCCGAGCCCCGGCGGCUGGUGCUGGGAGCCCGGAGCCCGGGCUGCAGCCGGGAGAGGGGAAUCUCCAGCAGGGCCCUUCCCGCUGCUCCAGGAGCCUCUCCCAGGGCAGAGCCCCCAGCCCGGCCAGGCCCCUGCCCCAGGGGGCCCCGCUCGGAGGGAAGGCUGAGGAAACACAUCUAGACUUUGUUCCAGAUCAUCCCAUCUUCCAGGGGACAGGGAAGGAAAAUGGCUGUGAUGGAGCUAGCUCAGAUGCAGGUGACCUUCGAGGAGGUGGCUGUGUAUUUCACCCAGAGGCAGGGGGAUCUGCUGGACCCCGCUCAGAGAGCCCUCUACAGGGACGUCAUGCAGGAGAACUAUGAGAUGGUGACCUCACUGGGAUUCCCCAUUCCCAAACCUGACUUGAUCGCCCGGCUGGAACGAGGGGAAGAGCCGUGGGUCCCGGAUCUCCAGGACUCCAAGGAAAGGGAGAGCCCGAGAGGCACCAGCACAGCAGGUGAUAGGACAGUGAGUGAGAAAAAGGAGGAGAAUCAGCAGCAUGAAGGUCCUGGGAAAGUGGAACUGCAGGAGACAUUUUUGAGAAAAGCUGAAGGGAAUUUUUCCCAGCGCUUGGAGCAGGGAAAUGCCUGGGGAGAUCGACAUAGAUCAGAGAUGCAGCUGAGAAACUUUCCCGGGAAGAAACUGGAUGAAUCCAUUCAACGUGGCAGAGGAUGCAAGGAUCCCAAGGAAACCACAGUCCAGCAGACAAGUCACAAUGAAGAGAAACCCUACGAAUGCCUUGACUGUGGAAAAAGAUUCCGUUUUAGUGCAAAACUUAGUACACAUCAGAGAACCCACACAGGAGAGAAGCCCUAUAAAUGCUUGGACUGUGGGAAGAGCUUCAGUAAGAAGCCAAGUCUUAUUAUACACCAGAGACCCAAUACAUGCCUCGACUAUGGAAAAAGUUUUAGCAAAAGUUCAUCCCUUAUUAAAAAUAUGAGAAUCCACACAGGAGAAAGACCCUAUAAAUGCCUUGAGUGUGGGAAAAGUUUCCGUUUGAAAUCAACUCUUAAUAUGCAUCAGAAAACCCACACGGGAGAGAAACCCCAUAAAUGCUUGGACUGUGGGAAAGCUUUCAGUCAGAACUCAUACCUUAUUGAACAUAGGAGAAUCCACACAGGAGAGAGACCGUAUAAAUGCCUUGAGUGUGGGAAAAAUUUCAUUUGUCGUUCACACCUUGCUAAACAUAGGAGAAUCCACACGGGUGCCAAACCCUAUAAAUGCCUCGACUGUGGGAAAAGUUUCAUUGACAGUACAAAACUUAUUAGACAUCAGGCAAUCCACACAGGAGCGAGACCCCAUAAAUGCUUGGACUGUGGGAAAAGCUUCAUUCAGAAGAUACACCUUAUUACACACCAGAGACUGCACACAGGGGAGAGACCCUAUACAUGCCUUGAGUGUGGGAAAAGUUUCAAUUUGAAAUCAACCCUUAAUACACAUCAGAAAACCCACACAGGAGAGAAACCCCAUAAAUGCUUGGACUGUGGGAAAACUUUUGGUCAGCGCUCACAGCUUACUAAACAUAGGAGAAUCCACACAGGAGAGAGACCGUACAAAUGCUUUGAGUGUGGGAAAAAUUUCAUUAGCCGCUCACACCUUAUUAAACAUCAGAGAAUCCACACAGGUGCCAAACCCUAUAAAUGCCUCAACUGUGGGAAAAGUUUUGUUGACAGAACAAAACUUACUAGACAUCAGGCAAUCCACACAGGAGAGAGACCUCAUAAAUGCUUGGACUGUGGGAAAAGCUUCAGUAAGAAGUCAAACUUUAUUAGACACCGGAGACUGCACACAGGAGAAAAACCCUAUAAAUGCCUUGAGUGUGGGAAAAGUUUUAGUCAAACUUCAAACCUUAUUUCACAUCAGAGGACCCACACAGGAGAGAGACCCUAUCAAUGCCUUGAGUGUGGGAAAAGUUUCAGUUUGAAAUCAACCCUUAAUACACAUCAGAAAACCCACACAGGAGAGAAAACCCAUAAAUGCCUUGACUGUGGGAAAACUUUCAGUCAGAGCUCACAGCUUACUAAACAUGGGAGAAUCCACACAGGAGAGAGACCAUAUAAAUGCCUUGACUGUGGGAAAGAUUUCAAGGAAAGUUCAUCCCUUACUAAACAUAGGAGAAUCCACACAGGAGAAACACCCUACAAAUGCCCUGAGUGUGGGAAAAGUUUUAGUCAGAGCCCACACCUUAUUGCACAUCAGAGAAUCCACACAGGAUUACGACCCCAUAAAUGCCCUGAGUGUGGGAAAAGUUUCAUUUGCCGUUCAAACCUUAUUAAGCAUCAGAAGAUCCACACUGGUGACAAAUCCUAUAAAUGCCUCGAUUGUGGGAAAAGUUUCCUUGACAGAACAAAACUUAUUACACAUCAGGCAACCCAUACAGGAGAAAGACCCCAUAAAUGCUUGGACUGUGGGAAAAACUUCCUUCAGAAGUCACAACUUAUUAGACACCAGAGAGUGCAUACAGGAGAGAGACCCUUUAAAUGCUUUGACUGUGGGAAAACUUUCAGGCAGCACUCACACCUUAUUACUCAUCAGAGAAUCCACACAGGCGACAAACCCUAUAAAUGCCUUGACUGUGGGAAAAGUUUUGUUUACAGAACAAAACUUACUAAUCAUCAGAAAACCCACACGGGAGAGAAACCCCAUAAAUGCUUGGACUGUGGGAAAACUUUCAGUCAGCGCUCAUACCUUACUCGACAUGGGAGAAUCCACAUGAGGGAGAGACCUUAUAAAUGCCUUGAGUGUGGGAAAAGCUUCAGUAAGAGCUCAGAGCUCACCAAACAUCAGAAAAUCCACAAAGGUGAGAGACCCCAGCAAUAGCCUGACUGC